This is a messenger RNA of Gymnodraco acuticeps, 4183 nucleotides long. RefSeq names its product leucine rich repeat containing 29 (gene fbxl9). NCBI's taxonomy places the organism in Eukaryota, Metazoa, Chordata, Actinopteri, Perciformes, Bathydraconidae. The coding region runs from base 283 to 2250 and encodes 655 amino acids. Gene Ontology annotation, biological process: SCF-dependent proteasomal ubiquitin-dependent protein catabolic process. Gene Ontology annotation, molecular function: protein binding. The transcript is spliced from 11 exons. Gene Ontology annotation, cellular component: SCF ubiquitin ligase complex. The record is from RefSeq and is a predicted model, not a curated record.
AGCUGAUCCCAGUCAGACUGCCUACGGAAAUGUUGUACAGUGCAGGAUAAAGUAGCUUAGUGACAUGACAGCAUGCAACACAGACCUCUGUUGGCUUCCAUUGAUCUGGUAAUAUUACUGCUCAGUUUCCGGAUACAUUUAACGGUUUAUAAUAUACGCAUGAGCUAUUAGCAUAAACGCUAGCAUUGGUAAUUACUUGUGCAGCUAGCUAGCAUCAGUGAGAGCUAACUGAGCCCCUCGUGAUGGUGCGGACUUGUUUAUAAUAACAGAGGAGAAGCUGAGAUGGAAGACUGCAAUGGGGAGGACAUUAUAGUAACACCUGAGCUACCUCUGGAGAUCAUAGUUUACAUCCAGAGCUUUCUUCACGCUUCAGACAGGAAGGAUGCCUCGCUGGUCUGCCGCAGCUGGUACUACGCCAGUCAGGACUUCCACUUUCAGAAGAACCUCACCUUCAGCUUCCCGGCUUCAGCCUCGUCCCUGGAGCUGAUCAAGGGUCUGGGAAGGAAGUCCCGCUGCAGUCUGAUUAUCAAACAGCUCGAUGGGUUCAGCAUGUCUAGGUCACUGCUCCUGGAGGUGGGUUUGUGUUUGGGCUCUAAGCUGGAGAGCUUGGCCCUGCCCGGCAGCAGUAUAACAGAGGCCUCUCUGCUGAGCCUCCUCCCGCGCCUCACCUCCCUCCGCAGGCUGGACCUCAGGGGUCUGGACAGCCUCUUCAUGUCUGGGGCUUUCCUCUCCAGAGAGGAGCACAGACACCAGGUGAGGUCAGCUCUGUCUGGUCUGGAGGAGCUGGACCUGUCCGACCUGCGCUACCUCUCCGACCUCACCUUCAACCGGCUCACCAGCUGUACCCCUGGCCUACGCCGCCUCUCGCUGGCCGGCUGCUAUAUCGCCUUUGAGUUCGACCUGUAUCGAGGGUGCCCAGCGGGGGCUGUUAAGGAUUCGUCAGCACUGCUGUCACUGAGGAACUUGAAGAGGUUGGUAACGGAGCAGAGAUGGACUCUCGUAGCUUUGGACCUCAGCAGAACCUCCAUCACACCAGAUUCACUACGCACUGUUGCACAGGUUCCAGAUUUGGUCUUAGAGGAACUGCGUCUGCACGGCUGUAAGGAGCUGACUGAUUACUCAAUAGAAGUUCUGGUGAAGCACCAGCCGAGCCUCCAGAGGCUGGACAUCAGUGCCUGCACGGAGUUGACCAGCAGGUCUGUGGAGGCCGUAGCUCAGGGCCUGAAGGGACUGACACAGCUCUCUCUGUCCCGCGACUGGAGGAUCACUGAAAAAGGCCUCGCUGAAUUACUGUCAGUGUCCUCCCUGAGGAGUCUGGACCUGUCUGAGUGUCUGCACGUCAGCGGGACAGAGAUAGUGAAAGGCCUGACAGGAUGCACCACUGCCCGAGCACAGCUGGACACACUGAGCCUCAAGAGCUGCACUUACAUACGGGAUUUUGCAGUUUUCUCUCUCACACAGCUUCUGGGGAAUAGCCUCCGUGAGCUGGACUUGACAUUGUGUGUUAAUGUGACUGACCUGUCUGUGCGAGCUAUAGCCACUUACCUGCAGGGGCUGGUGGUUCUGCGGCUGGGCUUGUGUAAAGAAAUCACAGAUUGGGGUCUGCUGGGGAUGGUGGAAGCAACCAAAUGUGAGCCUGACCAGGAGACGGCAGAUAAGGGUCCGAGAUUCACCCGGACUUUCGGCAACAUGGGUUUCUUCCAGCCUCCGCGUUUACCCUUUGAGGAGAAACCCAAGCUGGUGACGCAGAAUGACCUGCAGCAGUUCAAGCAGCAAGCUGGAGCGUCUCUGUUAGCUCUGAACAGGCUGCAGGAGCUGGACCUCUCCGCCUGCCCCAAGCUCACCGACAGCAGCAUCACCCAGGUGCUGCGUUACCCAGACCUUCGUCGCCUGUCGCUCUCCAUGCUUCCGGAGAUCACGGACGCCAGCUUGGCCUCGGUGGCCUGGCACUGCCGCAGCCUCACCAGCCUGGCCCUGAGCCACUGCCCGGGCAUCAGCGACCGCGGAGUGGCUCAAGCUGCACCGUACCUCCACCGGCUGCAGCACCUCUGCCUCUCCGGCUGCAGCAACAUCACUGACAGGUCUCUGUUCCUCCUGCUGCAGCACUGUGACCGCCUGCAAACACUCGACAUCUCAAGGUGCAAAAACAUCUCUCCAACAACGGUGGACCUCCUUCAAUCCAGGCUGCCCUUCUUGGAGAAUGUCCACCACAAAUUCAUAGGUGGGGCUGAUAUAUCCCUUACAUUCUGACUGACUGAAUGUCCUGGAAGACCACUUGUCCUUUUUCAGAGACAAAAACCUGCUCACCAAAGAAUGCUCCAUGAGUUUUGCACAUUUGAGCAAUUUGCACAAGAACUGAAGGAAAGGUGUGUGUGUGUGUGUGUGUAUGUGUGUGUACUAUGGGAGCAGCUUGUCUCCUGAACGUCACCCUGUUAGUGAGUUUAUAAAAGUGUCUUCAGUGUGAGAGAGGUACCUCUAAUGUGGAAAUACUAAUAUUUGUUGCUCUGCGUGGCGUCAAAAAUAACUAGACAGGGUGGAGACAACUGACUGAAAACAUACUUCCCUCUACAUGGAUCUGUUAACACCAAGAGAAACCCUGUAAACUGAGACACAGCUGCCACAGUUUGAAGGAAAUAAUGCUCACAAUAAAUCACAUUUUGCUUUUUGUUUUAAUUGUCUUGCAGAAACAAGGUCCUGUUAUCGUAAAAAGUAACUCAGAAAGACAUGCAUAGUUGAAGGUAAGGUAGGAAACAAUAUAUAAAAGCUAUCCCAUAAGAAAUCAUUUUGUUGAGAUUUUAAAGCACAUUUUUUAUAUAAAAAUGUAAUUAUAUAUUUUAAAUUCUUACAUUUCUCCUUUUGCUUAACAUGAGCACAUUUAUGUUGUUUUGAACAGCUGAAGACGGUAUUUUUAAAGCUCACACUGUAAGGUGUUUUUCAUUUUCUUGAUAAUUUAUUUAUAACAAAACAGGAGAAUAAUUCUUUCUUAAAAUAACGUAUCUGUGUUGCUAAAGUAGGAGGAAAGAUUGAUAUGAAGUGAAAUAGGUGUCCUUAAAUAUUUCCAACUUUUAGACCAGAAUUAAGGCCAAUGACUUAUUUAGCAUGGUCUCUUCUGAAAUGGCUUUCCUUAAAGGUCCCAUGUCAUGGCCAUUUCUACUGAUCAUAAUUCCAUUGUUGAGGUCUACUAGAAUAGAUUUACUUUGUUCAAUGUUCCAAACUCAUACAGCAUCUCUGUAUAGUAUGUGUAUUCACUCUCUGUCCUAAACGGCUUGUUGGAGCUCCUGCCCCCCCCUCCCACUGUGCUCUGAUGUGUUACAAUGGUGUUUAUUAGCAACCAGAAAGUGACACCAGUAAUGACAAACAGAUGAGAAUGCUGCGUGGGGUCUGGGUGCCGUGUUGGUGGGACGUCGCGGGGCUCGCUGCACCGCCUUUUGAGGUUUGAGGAGUGGCCAGUGUGAGCUGGAUUACUGGUGUUGUUUCCUGGUUGCUGCGUGGGGUCUGCGAGACAGCGAGACUCCGUGGAAUUCAGCCUGAAAACAAACACACACUCACAGCUAGGCGGAGCCACGGCUGAGAAAAGAUAAGGCUGAGUGAGUGUGUGUGUGUGAGGAGCUCCACUGAUUGGUCCAUUUGGACCUGGGUUAGGUCACGUCACCAUACUCAGGAAGCAAACAAUGGAAAAAGAGAAAUCCCCAACGAGGCGUUCUGGGGCAGCAUAGACAGGUCUUUUCAGUGUUAGAGUUGUACUCCCUACACAGGGUGUACUUUGAGGGUUUGUGACUCUGCAGACCGUUUACAUGCAGAGAAAGCUACAUAACACACAAGGGGACGGGUGAUAACCGGAAAAGCAUGACAUGGGACCUUUAACAUGUCAGCAGCAGCCUCCAUUUAAAAUAAAGUUUUUAAACUGCCUGUUUAUCUGAGGUAAUAAGCAUGACGUCUUUAUUAUUUUCUAAUGAAAAUCUGGACAUUACCUGUGAUAACUGGAUACUAAAAGCUUACCAUAAUAGCAGUUCAUCCCUUUAUAGUGUGCUAUGUUGAAUAAUGUUGUACUGUUGUAACACUGUCUGCUGCACUAUGCCCGAGGAGGAAUUAUAGACUCUAAAGAUGAGAAAUAAACAUUUUUUUAAUAAACAAUCAGCAUAGUAGUCAAAUGUUGGCUAUUAUGCGAUGACUAAAACACAAA